Molecule: messenger RNA, 273 nt
Organism: Diaporthe amygdali
Lineage: Eukaryota; Fungi; Ascomycota; Sordariomycetes; Diaporthales; Diaporthaceae
Exons: 1
Coding region: 1-273 (90 amino acids)
Source: RefSeq, a predicted model, not a curated record
AUGUCGGUAUUUGCCUCGCUUCUUCAAGAUGCUCAUACGGUCCCGCAAAGCCCCUACAAGGCUGACCCGAGCAGAGCUUGGACAGUGACGUUUUGCCGGAGCACGACGAAGUCCGCCCACCCUGCUACCAUUGAUAUCGACCUUGAGGAUGUCCACAGAGCGGCUCCGACGAUACACAUGCUCUCAAACAGUCACGCCACAAAUCUCAGUCUGCGUUUCUCAAGCACGACCGGCCAAUACUCGGCUUUGAUCGCCGCCCUCCGGAUCUUCUAG